Molecule: messenger RNA, 736 nt
Organism: Eptesicus fuscus (big brown bat)
Lineage: Eukaryota; Metazoa; Chordata; Mammalia; Chiroptera; Vespertilionidae
Gene: TAFA4
Product: TAFA chemokine like family member 4
Exons: 4
Coding region: 43-672 (209 amino acids)
Biological process (GO): macrophage chemotaxis; phagocytosis
Molecular function (GO): receptor ligand activity
Source: RefSeq, a predicted model, not a curated record
AAAUACGUCCUGGAAUAAUUGUGUUCCCUGGAACCAAAUCUUAUGAAGUGUCCAAGGAUGAGAGAUUCUGUGAAGGCAGUGUGGCCGCUGCACUGGCUCCUUCUGGCCUCCGUGUUGGUCGUCUGCUGUGAGCUGAUGUCCGCCUCCAGCCUGCACCCCCGGGGACUCGCAGGUCAGCAUCAAGUCAAGCAGGGGACCUGUGAGGUGGUUGCUGUGCACAGGUGCUGUAACAAAAACCACGUAGAAGAGCGAUCACAAACAGUCAAGUGUUCAUGUUUUCCGGGACAGGUUGCCGGCACCACUCGGGCUCAGCCUUCCUGUGUUGAAGGUCACCCGGUAGCAAAGGGAGGUGUUUCCAUCUCGGAGGAGCGACAGCAGGCAGAGCUUGCUUGGGUCACCGUCCUGGCCUCCUUGUGGGAAACUGUCUUGGAUUUCAGCAACUUCAUCUGGGCCUAUGUGUGCUGCGAGGAGUGCACUCAGUUUCCUGCCUCUGCCCCCUCUCUGCUUCAUCAUUUUGUUACAUUGAAUUGUGACAGGGGCUGCUGCACAAGUGACAGCCUGCUGGCGCUCUGGGAACGCACCUCCACGGAGCCCGGGGAACGAGGAAUGCACCAGCCGCGGAAUGGGCCGCCCUGGAGGACGAGCGGCCUUUACAAAGGAAUGUGGAUAUAGGUUCCGCUCAGCCUCCUCUCUCCUCUUUGACCUGUUCCGUUAGCCCUUGCAUUAAAGUGGUUUG